CGCUUGUCCAAAAUAGUUUUUGUAAAGCUAUGGGAAUACUUUAUGAUUCAACUCCUACAGAAUAUUUUAUCAGCGGCAAAAAAUACUUACUCAGGACUCAAUACGAGAAGGCUUUUGCAAAGUUUUUACGAGCUGCUCGAGAAUACCACACCCAAUCACAAUUUCAUCUAGCUGUUUUAUAUGAAAACGGGUUAGGUACAGACAAAGAUUUUACUCAAGCUCUUUUCUGGUACACCAAGUCUGGAGAGUAUGGAUGUUAUGACGCUCAAAUUCGGAUGUGUAAGGUAUACCAAGAAGGCGCGCUUGGGGUAGCAAAAAGUCAUAAGCAGGCAUUAUACUGGUUGAGAGAAACGUUUUCAAUGGAUAAGAGCUUGGAAUAUAUUCCGGGUUACAAGUCUUAUCUACUUGGUCGAAUAUGGGAAGAAGGAGGAUACGGAAUUGACCAAGACUAUAAUACAGCUUUAGUGCAUUACUCUAAUGCUAUUGAAGAAGGAUACGCGGACGCAAGUUUAAAAGUAGUACAUCUUUAUCUCCGAGGAAUAGGUGUUAAACAGGAUUACAAAAAAGCUUUAAAAAUAUUAUUAAAUUCUAUUGAAAAUGGAUCCCAAGACAGCUUAGUUUACUAUCUUGUAGGCAAUAUUUAUGAAAACGGGGGCCAUGAAGUAGAUCAGGAUAUAACAAAAGCUAUAGAAUACUAUGUCAACGCUUCCAAUUUAGGCAUCACAAAGGCCCCAUUUAGAUUGGCGUUAUUAUAUUAUUAUGGGCAAGGUGUUCCGGUUGAUCAUAAGUCAGCAUUAUUCUGGUUCAAAAAAUCUGUUGAGAUCGAAGAAACAUCCGAAGCGCAGUAUUAUAUGGCCAUCAUUUAUAUGGAAGAAGAUGGUCCGGUCAUGCAAAGUUACGGAACAGCUAUCAAAUGGCUACGAUCAUCUGCUGACCAGGAUUAUGCUCAAAGUCAGUACUUACUGGGGAAGUUGUAUAUGGGUGACAUUUGCGAACUAAAAUCAGAUCCAGUCAAGGCUUUGCAUUGGCUAAAGAAGUCUUUAGAAAAUGGUCACGCCGCUUCCCGUUAUGAAAUUGGCCUUUUAUAUGCUACCGGAGGAGAUGGAAUUGAAGUGGAUUACAAACAAGCAAUUUUUUUUCUGAAAGACGUCGAUGAUAAUAAUGCUAAGUCAAGUUCUGACAUUAUUGGUAAACUUUUUUACAGUGGCGGAUACGGGAUCGAAAAGGACUACAAACAAGCUUUAUUCUGGUUUUUCAAUUGUGGUGGAGGAGCUUCUACACAUAAUUUUAAUACUAUCGGUAUGAUGUAUUACGAAGGAGGAUUUGGCAUUCAGAAAAAUUUAAAAGAAGCCCUGGCCUGGUUCUUGAAAGCCAUAAACAGCAAUCAUCUUGAAUCAUAUGUCUCUCUUGGGAUAUUAUACUCCGUUGGUGGAUAUGGAGUUAAUCAAGAUUAUCAAGCUGCUCAUGAUUACUUGCUGGAAGGUGUUGAUAACAAAAUUGCCGAUUCGACAUACUAUUUAGGUGUUCUCUUUACUUCGCGUAAUGACAAUGAACAAGAUUUUAAAAAGGCAUUUUCCUGGUUCACAAAAUCGGCUAAAUACCAUGAUCCAUAUUCUCAAAUAUGGAUUGGCAUUUAUUAUAUGAAGGGACUUGGAGUCGAACGAAACUAUAUUGAAGCAAAAUUAUGGUUUGAAAAGGCUAGCGAAAACCCACUUGGAGCUGUUGCUUUUGUCCAUCUUGGUUGGUUAUAUCAUAAAGGUCUCGGUGUACCACAAUCCUACAAUAAAGCAUUUAAAAUGUACGAAAUUGCUUUAAAAGCAGAGAAUAACGACGGGGCGCGCAGAUAUGCAUAUACUUGCUUAGGAUUGUUAUAUCAGAACGGUCAUGGAGUUUCUCAAUCCUAUUAUAGGGCAAAAGAAUACUUUCAGAAAGCAAUCGAUUUAGAGGAUGAGGAUGGGUACAAUUGUAUGGGAGACGUUUAUAAGCAUGGCCAUGGCGUAAAUGUGGAUUAUGACGAAGCCUUCCUAUGGUAUAUAAAAUGUGCUAAAGCUUGUGACAAUAGCCUCUAUGUGUGUGAUGACGGCUGGCUCAAUCUUGGGAUAAUGUAUCUAAAUGGAUUAGGAACCGAUAAGAAUGUCAAUUUAGCAUUAUUUUAUUUACGAAAAGCAUUAAAAUACGGUAACGAAGAGGCCCAGCCACAUAUACGUCAAGCGAUAGACAUACAAAACGAAAUGGCAUCUGCUCCGCUCUCAUACAUACCUGAAACAGAUAGCAUUAUACAGAGGUCAUUAUCCGUUAAACCCACAGCAGAUAUUAAUCUUCGAGAUAUAGAAGAAAGGAUAGCGGAACUAGAACAAUUAAAAAUACUUUACUUUGAAAAAGGUUCAGAUCAAGACCUAAAAGUCGAAAGCACAACAGAUGAAGGAUUACAUGUGGAUGAUUUUAACAACGAUGAAAAAGAUCCCCCCAAGUUUUUUCAUGUUGAAAAUGUCUGUCCCGAAAUUGAGAAGUUUAUUUACGUUGAGAACAUUACGAUAGUUUCCGAAAAAGAAGACCCCGACAAAUUUUUCCACUUAUAAUGCUUGAUGCUCUGCAAUAAACACCUUAAUUUAUAAACUACCAACUUCUCGUUGACUUACAACUUUUUCUUAAUUCACAUAUUAGACAUCUUAUAGCUGUAAAUACCUCGUAUAUAUAGUUAUGUUCUAGUAUUUUUUUCACGACUUUUAAUCAACUUAAAUGUAUAAAUAAUGCCUUUCUUAACAGUCAAAAUGUUUUAUCUCUGUAAGUAAC
Molecule: messenger RNA, 2793 nt
Organism: Mucor mucedo
Lineage: Eukaryota; Fungi; Mucoromycota; Mucoromycetes; Mucorales; Mucoraceae
Exons: 2
Coding region: 30-2579 (849 amino acids)
Molecular function (GO): protein binding
Source: RefSeq, a predicted model, not a curated record